GACAGUAGGGGCCCGGGGAUGUUGGGAUCCUGUUGAAGACCCCAGGGGCCCGGGGAUGUUGGGAUCCUGUUGAAGACCCCAGGGGCCCGGGGAUGUUGGGAUCCUGUUGAAGACCCCAGGGGCCCAGGAAUGUUGGGAUAUGCAGGUACACCGAUAAAGCUGAGUGCCAGUAUAGUGGUUAGUGCAAGGGGCAUUGGAGUUUGGAAGUUCAAUUCCAGCAUCCUCAGUUGGGAGUUUGUGUGCUCUCCCGGUAACCACAUGGGUUUCCUCCCACAGUCCAAAGACGUACCCAUGCUCGGUUAAAUGGUCGUUGUAAAUUGUGCCAUGGGUAGGCUAGGAUUAAAUUGGUGGGUUGCUGAGCCAUGUGGCUCGUCGUGCCAGAAGGGCCUGUAUCUCGAUAAACAGAACUCUGCUCACUAUUAGCGGCGUUGUGGUUUAGGUGAAGGGCAUUUUGGAGUUUGGCAGUUCAAUUCCAGCUUCCUCUGUAAGUGCCUGUACGUUCUCUCCGUGACAGCGUACGUUUGCUCCGGGUGCUCCGGUUUCCUCCCACAGUCUAAAGACAUACUGGCUGGAGGUUAAUUGGCCAUUGUGAAUUGCCCUGUGACUGGGCUGGGUUUAAAUAUUGGGUUGUUGGAUGGCGCAUUUCAUUGGAAGGGCCUGUUCUGCACUGUUAUUUCUAAAUAAAUCACAAAUCUUUCUGUCUCUUAUUUCCCCCCUCAAACCCAUCCUCCUACCAGUAACCUUUGACACUUUGAAGGGCCUGUCUAGAUCUGUAGAGUUGCGUUAAGGGUUAAUUCUAACCUAUUACUGGGAUCAGAAUCAGAGUCACCACAUAGUACAUAGGAGUAGGCUAUUUGGCCCACAGCGUUGUGCUGGACCAGUUAAAAAACCAUGGAAAAACCCCCAAACACUAAUCCCUCCUACCUACCUACGCCAUGUCUAUAUCCCUCCAGAUUCUUUACAUCCCUGUUCCUAGCCCAACGUCUCUUAAAAGCCUCUGUUGUAUUUGCCUGUACCACCAUAUCAGGCAUCCACCACUCUCUAUGAGUAAAGAACUUACCUCUCAUAUUCCCCUAGAAAAUACCCCUUCUCACCUUCAAUUUCUGCCGAGGUCCCAUUUUCAGACGUAGUGGUUGCUCCAGGAAAUAGUUCACGAGGAUUAGAGUGGGCACAGCCCAGAAGAAGGCAGGGGCAGACCUGUGGGAAAGUUUGCCAAGAACAAUCACGGUCACGGGAAGACUUAUGAUCACCCGCAUCACAUAAUGAUGAUGUCAUACGACAUGCCACUUCACGGAGGAAUGGGGGCCAUUGUCAUGGGUGAGGGGAUGAGCAGCCACAGCGAGCACGUUCUCCAGCAGCUCUGCUCACAACUCGAAUACGGCUUCCUGUGCGACUGCUCCAUCGCGGUGGGCGACGUGCGGUUCCGGGCUCACCGGGUGGUGCUGGCCGCCUGCAGCUCGUACUUCCACAAGCUCUUCGUCAACCAGCCGGCGGAGUCAUCGCUGGUGGCCCUCAGCCCGCAGGCCGUCAGCCCCGACCACUUCGACCUGAUCCUGCAGCUGAUGUACACCGGCCGCCUGGAGUCGCCGCCGGCUGACCCCGAGCGCUUCCACGCCUCCCUCAGGUUCCUGAAGCUCUACAACGCCGGCCGUUUCCUGCCGCCGGGGGAUCGGAAUGCCGAGGAGGCCUCGCUCCUGGCCUCGGCCAAGCCGCUGGUCUUUGGUGUGCAGCUAUACCCGGAGCGGGCGGCCAGCGAGAGCCUGGGGCCUACCAACGAGAGCCUGGGACCUACCAACGUGAGUCUGGGGACAGCCAGCAAGAGCCUGGGGCCUGUCAGCCAGAGUCUGGGGCCUACCAGUGAGAGCCUGGGGCCUGCCAGCGUGAGUCUGGGGACAGCCAGCGUGAGUCUGGGGACAACCACCUGCUCCCAGAUCUCGGUGGCGGUCAAGGACGAAAACCCCGAAGACCCACAGGUCAGCCUGGGAUCUGUGGAGGAGGAAGAGCCGCACGCUGACAGGGAACCCCCGCGGCUGCAGGCCGAGUGCCCUUUCUUCUGCCCGCUCUGCGGCCUGGCCUUCGAGCGGGCCCAGAGGCUGCAGGACCAUCUCAGCAGCUGCUGCAGCGGCCCGUUUAAGCACGAGCCCGUUAUCAAGCGGGAGGAGGAGGAGGGCGAGAGGUCCAGCCUGGAUGGCAGGCCCCGUGAGGGAGGGCACGCGGAGGCUGAGCAGGGAGGCUGCAGGCCCUGGGCCCCCGAGGGUGAGGACUAUGAACUGGAGGAAGGUGAGGUGCGCUUCCCUGGUGAUGAUGACUUGGUCCUGGAGAAUGCCACCGAUGACUCCUUCAGCAGCACUGAGAGCAGCCUGGAGGGUGAUGGCGAGGGCUCAGGCCGGUCAGAACCAAGUGAGGAAGAAGCAGGGGGCGGCGGGCCAAGCGAGGCCUCUCUCUUGCCCCUGGGGCUCAGUCGCAGCCCCUGUCAAGCGGCCCGGCGCAGGGGCAAGGCCUGGUCCUGCCAGGCCUGCGAGGGGUGCUGCCUGGCCGAGGAGCGGAGCUGGAGUCGGGGCUGUAAGAAGAAGCGGCUCAAGAAGAGGAGCAAGGAAGGCGAGGCAGCAGCUCCUGCUCCUUCCACCCUGGCGCAGGAGGCCGAGAGGCCGCAGCUGGCGGCCAAGCUGGUGCCGGGCCCCGGGGAGCUGGCGGCGGCUCACGGCCUGAGCGAGCGGCUGACCUGCCCGGCCUACACGCGGGCCUUCCCCUGGGAGCUGCGGAUGCAGCUGGCCGGCCGUGCGGAGGGUGGGGUGGGGGGAGCCCGCUUUGCCUGCACCGUAUGUGGGUACCGCAGCCGGCGCAAACACGCGCACCUGCGGCACCUGGCCUCGCACCUCUCGCCGGGCCAGGCCGUCUGCCAGGUCUGCUUCGAGAUCGUGGGCAGCAAGGGUGACCUGCAGCAGCACCUGGAGAGCCACCUGUACUCGUGCGGCGUCUGCGGCCAGAAGUUCCGGCUCAAGAAGGACAUGGUUGCCCACGCCAACAGCUGCUGGUCCAGGAAGCUACACGGAAGGGCGGGCAGGUUUGGUUCCAAGAGCACGAAUUGAUGCCAAAGUGGGUUUGCCAAGGACACUUUGGGUAGGGGCCCCACAAGGGACUAUGACACCUGGAGCGCAGGCGAAACUUCCAGAAAGAUUCAGUGGGUCGGGCAGCAUCCUCGGAGAGAAAUGGACCCGCAACGUUUGGGUCAAGGCCCUUCAUCUGGACUUCAGGGGCUUUGCCGGUUGAGCAGCAUCCGUGGAAGGAAAUGGGACAGUGACGUGCUGAGUCAAGAACUUAGUAGGUUGAGUAGGUGGCUGACUGACAUUCAGAAAGGCAAAGGGGCAGUGGCCUUUUUAAGAUUCAAGUCAAGGUACCUGGGCUUCGAAGGUGGCUGUGAGCUGCCUGUUCCGGUGGUUAAUUACAACGGUAUAACUUGCUAGGCCGUUCAGAGCAGGACAGUCUGCUGCGUGUCUGGGUAGACCAGGUGGGGAUGGAUAUUAGCCAACUACGAGGGUCUUUGGGACAGUCAGUCCACUGUGGUUUUUGUGGAUAACAUCAGGCUUCCAAAUGCCACAUUUCAAAUUCAUCACCAUCUGACGUGGUGGGAGUAACCCAGUUUUGGAUUUUGAGAUUAUUAAACCCUUUAUGAAUUUGCUGCCCCUCAUGCCACUGGCAUUUAGGGACUGCAGUGAGGGCCCAUGAGGACUUUGGCACUCAGAUCUAGGAUUCUUUUUUUUUAUACUACACUUGAUCUUAGCCAGAAGGCCGAGAAGCGAUAGAUCUAGGAUUUUUCAUUGCUGUUUCCGUAACGAUUUUGUUUUACCAGUCGGGGUUGUCGGCCCUGAGCUGAAUCCCCCAAACCUGGAGGACCAGUGGACACUCUUAGCCGGGCACUCUUGUUUGUCAUGGGUGACCCUACCAAGAGCCAAAGCGUAAAGCCCUGACUCCGGCCAACAUAGCUCCCUGGGUCAUUGAGGCAUGCAAAUCUCUCAACUCAGUGACGAGGCACCACAACCUUUGCCUUGUCCAAAGUCCUGAUUCAUUCUUGAACCCGAAACGUUGACUGUUCUUUUGCCUCCUCAGACGCUGCUUGGCUCCACGAAGCCCUCCAGCAGUUGCGUGUGUGUGGUGUCUUGUGCUAACUGGAGACUCCUGAUUAUUGGGAAAUGCUUUCGGUGUCUAGCUCAGUCUUAGUCCGGAGAGUGAGUGCAGUGUUUCCAGCCGGAGUCUGGACUGAGGCAGAGUGUGGGGUCAGCCUGGAACAUGGCCGGGUUUGCUGAUGGUAGCUGUAUGUUUCAGCUUGUUGAGAAAAUCUGCAAGCUUAGCGGGACCCCUUUCCCGUGCUCCGUUUAAACUGGCUGGCUUCACUGGAAGAGUUAUUAUGUUACUGUGUGAAAUGUAGAACUGAAACUGUUCAGAGGAAAAGGCAAUAUUCAGGAAAAGCUUCUGUUCUGGUUCCUUGAGGGAGCAGGAUUAUCAAGAGCUUUAUUGUCCGUGAGUGGUACAUGAUUUGGAAGUGCCGUGUUUUUAAAACAGAAUUCCUUAACCCUAAGCUCGACCUGCCAGCCUGGGUGGAUAUAAAUGCCACGGCCCCCUGUUUGAAGGAGGGAGGAGUCCUCCCUAGAUGUCUGGUUAGUGUCCAUUCCUUGACUGGUUACUAACGAGGACGUGAUCUGGUUGUCGUUACAUUGAUGUCUCUAGGUUCACGUUGGCCCCAUUGCUUCUUGCCCAUCAUUGCCAGUCAGAUCACACCUCCCUGGAGAUGAGACUGCCCACAUUGGGCCAGCGAGCACACAUCUCCCUUGAGUCAGCGCUGAGGGAACACACCUGGGUCGGUACACUUUCCUGGUGAACAUUGAUGAAUCUCAGCACUGCCAGUGUUAAGUGUUAUAAUUGCCUUUGGACACAGAACUUUGAAGAGUACAGCACAGGCCAUUUGGCCCACACUGUUGUGCUGAAAAGCAAAUAAGAAACACCCAAACACUAAUCCCUCCUACUAUCCAAAAAUCUCUUAAAAGCCUCUAAUGUAUUUGCCUCUACCACUAUACCAGGCAUCCACCACUCUGAGUAAAAAACUUACCCCUCACAUCCCCCUUGAACCUCCCCCCCAUUGCAUGGCCUCUGGCCUCUGGGAAACAGAUACUCUCUCUCCACUCUAUGGCUCUCAUAAUCGUGUAAACCUCUAUCCGAUCUCCAUUCAGCCUCUGCCGCUCCAGGGAAAACAACCCAAGUUCAUCCAGCCUCCCACGAUAGCACACACCCUCUAAACCAGGCAGCAUCUCUUCUGCUCCCUUCCAAUAUUGGGGUGACAGGAGGCCUUGUGAGGACUCCCUCUGAAGGAUGAAUUAAAAGCUAGUGGUCAAACCAGGUCUCCCUGCCAGCUCCUCUGGGUCAAUUAGAUGCUAGACUUUGUUUCUGGUUCGUUAGGAGGGUAGUGGCAAGCAGUCACAGAUGGCACGGCAGGGCAGCUGGUCGUGAUGCUGGCCCGUGGCCCCCGGAGAACCGGAUUCAGUCCGUUCCAUCAGACCUUCCGACCUUCUCCCUGUGCCCAGAUUCCUCCCACAUCCCAUCGAAGAACUGGUGAGCUGAGUGAUUGCCGUAAAUUGUCCCUCGGUGCAGGUGGGGGUAGAAGGGGAUCAGAGGGUGUGUGCAAGAGGGAAGCAAGGGGGCUGGGAGUGCACCCCUGGGUGCUAACAUGUUAGGGAACCCUUGCCCGAGCUGGGGCAGGUCAGGACUCCCCCAGUACUAUUUAAUUGUUGUUACUUGAUCUUAUGGGCUGAUGGUUCAAAACAAAGAGCAGUUCUACAUUGCACUGAUGAAAAGUUUUUUUCUCUAAUUAAAAAGUUUGUUGAUAAACCAAGCUUUGUAAAUAAAUUAUUAAUUGGAGUGUCUUUGAGUUUAUCUGAUUAAAAUAUUGACCAAUAUACCCUUUGUCUUUUUAUUAACUUUCCAUCUGCAGAUCACUAAUUACUAUGUACCAUACAUAGCAGUUAUGGUCGAAAUGACAAUAAAAGUGACGACUUGACUAAUGCAGAGUAAAGAUUAACACAAUUGCAGUUAUGUGGUGUUCAUCUCAGUGGAUAGUGAAGCUUCCUUCUCCCUCUGGCACGCAGUGACCCAUUACCCCUGUUGCAAUUAGUUGCUUUAUAUGCAUCAAUAAUAUAUUAGUUGAAUUAAUUAUUUUUUUUAAGCAAUUGCAGUUCGCUAACUUUUUAUAACCUGUUUAUUUUCACAAUACAGUAUGUGUUGUUUGUCCCCACCUACUGACAGAAAAGCGCACAGCAGCCACAUAACGGUUCUCAUAAGUGCUAGCACGUGACACAACUGUAUGUCUUUUAAUUGGUCCUUGUUCUCAGGAAUUUGCAUUAUCUCAAGUAUAAAAGUGCCAGUCUCCGUAAAGUUUGCAGUCUUUGUCUUGAUUUCUCGUUUCCUUUGUUUGAAUUUCAAACGAGCGAUUGAGAAGCCACAUGUUUUCACUCCGAAAGGAACCUGGGGGUGGAAAAAUCACCAGGGCCCACACCCCCGGAGAUGUUCAGUAACCUGUUUCCAUCACUCCCGAUCCUCACAAGUGUUUGUAUCCGAUUGAUUAGAACCCCACCUUACACAGACAUACUUUAUUGAUCCCGAGGGAAACUGGGUUUCGUUACAAUUGCACCAACCAAGAAUAGUGUAGAAAUAUAGUAAUAUAAAACCAAUAAGAAUUAAAUAAUAAUAAGUAAAUAAUGCCAAGUGGAAAUUAGUUCAGGACCAGCCUAUUGGCUCAGGGUGUCUGACACUCCGAGGGAGGAGUUGUAAAGUUUGAUGGCCACAGGUAGGAAUGACUUCCUAUGACGCUCAGUGUUACAUCUCGGUGGAAUGAGUCUCUGGCUGAAUGUACUCCUGUGCCUAACCAGUACAUUAUGGAGUGGAUGGGAGACAUUGUCCAAGAUGGCAUGCAACUUGGACAGCAUCCUCUUUUCAGACACCACUGUCAGAGAGUCCAGUUCCACCCCCACAACAUCACUGGCCUUACGAAUGAGUUUGUUGAUUCUGUUGGUGUCUGCUAUCCUCAGCCUGCUGCCCCAGCACACAACAGCAAACAUGAUAGCACUGGCCACCACAGACUCAGAACAUCCUCAGCAUCGUCCGGCACAUGUUAAAGAACCUCAGUCUCCUCAGGAAAUAGAGAUAGCUUUGACCCAUCUUGUAGACGGCCUCAGUGUUCUUUGACGAGUCCAGUUUGUCAAUUCGUAUCCCCAGGUAUUUGAAAUCCUCCACUAUGUCCACACUGAUCCCUUGUAGGUACUUUCUCCCAGAACUCCCGACCACCUCCACGGGUGCUAAGUGUAUCGUCAGCUUCGGUGAUCUCUCCCCAGAUGUUAAUCAGAUUCUGACUCAUCGCUCACAUUGAAACAUACUGAGGGACGCAUCAUUUGUGUUAAGUCAACACAACCGAGGGGCAGCCACAAGGUGUCAAUUCAGCAAGCACACAGAACACACCAAUCAGCACAUCAAGCCUGUUUCCCCAUCUAGUAAUCAAUCACUAGCCUUCUGGCACUCCGGUGACUUGUAGACUCCAUCCGACUGGCACUGGCUUCUUAUCACAGACUGACCUCUGGCUUCCCUGGUGGCCUUCCAACUCUAUGCUGUUCGCCUGUUAACUAUUUGUAGGAUGCAAGGUAAGCACUUGGGGUCCACCUUUAAAUCUGAGAAUGCCUUCCCUUUAGAACUGUGAGGAGUUGCCACAGACAGCUGUGGAGAUCAAGUUAUUGGGUAUAUUACAACAGGAGGUUGAUAGGUGCUUAAUUAGUAAGGGUGUCAAAGGUUACAGGGAGAAUGGGGUUGAGGGAGAUGAUGGAUCAGCGGACCAGAUUUGAUGGGCUGAAUGGCCUAAUUCUGUUUCUAUAUACCUCUGUUCCAAAUGUCAAAAGUUUACAGGGAGAAGGCAGAAUGGAGUUGUGAGGGAAAAUAAAUCAGCCAUGAUGGACUGGUGGAGCAGAUUUGAUGGGCUGAAUGGCCUAAUUCUGUUCCUAUAACUUAGGGUUUUAAACGUUUGCUGCAGUAGUUCUUACAGAGUUUGGAGUAUUUUGCCCCAUCUCAGGACCAGGGCAGCAUUUUAAGAUGACGGGUAACUCCAUUUAGAUGCACUACAGAGUGGUGUAGUGGCAUCCACACCGGACUUUGAGGCAAAUAGUCCUGGGUUUCAAAUCCCACUGGUUCCUUGCACAGUAUUGUACUUGUCAAUGUGGAGCGGAGAGUGAGUUUGUAGAUCUGGCGGGAGCGAAGGGUGUUGGGAGUGGUGAGGGUGGAAUGCCUCAGGAGCGCUGUGGGACUGGGGGGGGGGGCAGACGAGGAGUGCCAGGGUGGGGUGGAGGGUGGCACAGGUGCAGACACACUCAUCCCUGAGACACCAGGCAAGGUCAUUUGAUGCCGAACAGUUGGUUUAUGAUCAUUUAUGCACUGUCUCUCU
Molecule: messenger RNA, 8473 nt
Organism: Hypanus sabinus (Atlantic stingray)
Lineage: Eukaryota; Metazoa; Chordata; Chondrichthyes; Myliobatiformes; Dasyatidae
Product: zinc finger and BTB domain-containing protein 25-like
Exons: 2
Coding region: 1263-3089 (608 amino acids)
Biological process (GO): regulation of transcription by RNA polymerase II
Molecular function (GO): DNA-binding transcription factor activity, RNA polymerase II-specific; protein binding; RNA polymerase II cis-regulatory region sequence-specific DNA binding
Source: RefSeq, a predicted model, not a curated record